This is a messenger RNA of Scedosporium apiospermum, 1764 nucleotides long. RefSeq lists its product as uncharacterized. The record is from RefSeq and is a predicted model, not a curated record. The transcript has 3 exons. Lineage: Eukaryota; Fungi; Ascomycota; Sordariomycetes; Microascales; Microascaceae. Bases 1 to 1764 code for a protein of 587 amino acids. Gene Ontology annotation, molecular function: FAD binding.
AUGGUAAUUCGAAAAGUUGACGUUGUCAUCGUUGGGGCCGGCCCAACAGGAUUGACGAUGGCUCUAGAGCUGGCCCUUCAUCAAGUAUCCUUUUCCAUCGUUGAGAAAUCCCCAUCCCCAUCCGACAAGAGUCGCGCCCUAGUUCUACAUCCGCGAAGCCUAGAGCUCCUGAGACGCCAUGGUAUCGCCGAUGACCUCAUGCGACGAGGGACUCUAGGUACCGGAGCGCGGGUUUUUGUCAAUAAGAAGAAAGCAGCAGUGUUCAACUUUACAGAUCUCGGCUUCGAUCACACCGCUUUCCCGCAACCAUUGUGGAUUUCUCAGGCCGAAACGGAGGCCCUGCUGCUCUCUCGUCUGCAAUCCUACGGCGUGGAAGUGGAGCGUGGGGUUACUGCGGAAGGUUUUGAACAAGACGAAUCGGGGGUGACCGUGACUUUGUCGAAAGACGGAGUGACGGGCCACAUCCGCUGUGCAUACGUGAUCGGCUGUGAUGGCGCACAUAGCGUGGUACGCCGUUCCGCCGGUCUCUCUUUUGAGGGCGCGGCAUAUCCGCAGGAUUUCAUCCUCUGCGACGCGCAUCUGAAGUGGGAUCAAUUUGAAGACGAAGGAAGACACAUCUCCAUGUUCACGGGUGGGAAGGAGGUCUUGAUACUAUUUCCAUUGCCAGACGGUGUGGUUCGCCUCGUUGGUAAUUUGCCCUCGGGAACCCUGAGCGGUAGCCGAAGCGGUUUGGCACCAACACUGGAGGAUUUUCAAAGCUUGUUUAAUAGGAUGGCUCCGGGGAAAUGGGAACUUUCUGAUCCUGUUUGGCUUGCAAACUUCAGAUUGCAUCAUCGCGGGGUGGACAACUACCGCAAAGGAAGGUGCUUCGUAGCUGGGGAUGCAGCGCACAUCCACAGCCCGGCAGGUGGCCAGGGGAUGAAUACGGGUAUACAGGAUGCGAUAAAUUUGGGUUGGAAGCUGGCUCACACGUUGAGGGUGCACAAGGCCGGUGGUACGGUGAUGGAAACGUGGUUGGAUAGCUACAACGAGGAGAGACAUCGUGUCGGGCAGCACCUGCUGGAAGGAACAGACCGGCUCUUCAGCUACGCGUCGUCUACAAAUACCCUCUGGAUCUGGUGGCGAAAUUUCUUGCUGACCUGGAUCAUGCCGUGGGCGCUGUCUCGCAGGAAACUUCGGGCCCGGCUAUUCAGGUUUAUCUCGGAACUGGGUAUCCGAUAUCGACAAAGUUCAAUAGUUGGGACAUCGCCGCAUUUCAUGGGGCAGUUGAAGGGAGGCGACAGGGCCCCGGAUGGCAAAAUCAGGAUGCCUGAUGGGGUAACGAAGUUCCUUUUAGAGACCUGCGCAGGAAACAAGUUCCAUUUUCUGCUGUUCUCGGGCCGCGGCGCCCAAGCUCUCGGCACCGAAGGCAUGGAGUCAUGUGCGACACGGCUAAAGGAAUCCUUGGAAGGCAAAGCUCUUGACGUACCAGAGGCCCACGAGGUCUACGAAUCUACUCCGCCGCAUCCUUCUGCGAUGAUGGAUGUAGAUGGAAAGUUGCACAAGGUUUACGGUUUUGAAGAGCCUGGGUUUGUGUUGGUCCGACCAGAUGCGUAUAUUGCAUAUAUUGGUUCACACUCGGACAUUGAUGAUUUCUUGAUUUGGAUAAAUCAUGCUGUUGAAAGCCCCCAAGGCCCAAGCUCAGCUUACUCCCUUCCGGCGCCUCAAGUCGACAUCUUCUCAGCCACAUCGGCCAAGGUUAACUCGUUCAGUCCACAACUCUAA